GCGGCUCCCGGCUGGCGGCGGCGCGCCCCCGGGCUGUGAAUGCGACUCGCCCCUCGGCCGCGCUCCCCGCCCGCCCGCCCGCCGGGACGUGGUAGGGGAUGCCCAGCUCCACUGCGAUGGCAGUUGGCGCGCUGUCCAGUUCCCUCCUGAUCACCUGCUGCCUGAUGGUGGCUCUGUGCAGUCCGAGCAUCCCGCUGGAGAAGCUGGCCCAGGCGCCGGAGCAGCCGGGCCAGGAGAAGCGCGAGCACGCGUCUCGGGACGGCCCGGGGCGGGUGAGCGAGCUCGGGCGCCCCGCGAGGGACGAGGGCGGCAGCGGCCGGGACUGGAAGAGCAAGGGCGGCCGCGGGCUCUCCGGCCGGGAGGCGUGGAGCAAGCAGAAGCAGGCCUGGGCCGCCCAGGGCGGGGGCGCAAAGGCCGGGGACCUGCAGGGCCGGCCCCGCGGGGACACCCCGCAGGGGGAGCCCCCGGCCGCCGCCGCCCAGGACGCGACCGGCCCGGACCUCGCGCCCACGCCGGAGCCGCCCGAGGAGUACGCGUACCCGGACUACCGCGGCAAGGGCUGCGUGGACGAGAGCGGCUUCGUGUAUGCCAUCGGGGAGAAGUUCGCGCCGGGCCCCUCGGCCUGCCCGUGCCUGUGCACCGAGGAGGGGCCGCUGUGCGCGCAGCCCGAAUGCCCGCGGCUGCACCCGCGCUGCAUCCACGUCGACACGAGCCAGUGCUGCCCGCAGUGCAAGGAGAGGAAGAACUACUGCGAGUUCCGGGGCAAGACCUACCAGACUCUGGAGGAGUUCGUGGUGUCUCCGUGUGAACGGUGCCGCUGCGAAGCCAACGGGGAGGUGCUGUGCACCGUGUCCGCGUGUCCUCAGACGGAGUGUGUGGACCCCGUGUACGAGCCUGACCAGUGCUGUCCCAUCUGCAAAAACGGCCCAAACUGCUUUGCGGAGACGGCGGUCAUCCCAGCUGGGAGAGAAGUCAAGACUGACGAGUGCACCAUCUGUCACUGCACUUACGAGGAGGGCACGUGGAGGAUCGAGAGGCAGGCCAUGUGCACGAGGCACGAGUGCCGGCAGAUGUAGACCCGGGACCGCAAACAAAAACAUAAACAAAAAAAAAAGUUUUUCUAGAACAUUUUACUGAUGGGAACAUUCUAGAUGAUGAC
Molecule: messenger RNA, 1159 nt
Organism: Lontra canadensis (Northern American river otter)
Lineage: Eukaryota; Metazoa; Chordata; Mammalia; Carnivora; Mustelidae
Gene: VWC2
Product: von Willebrand factor C domain containing 2
Exons: 3
Coding region: 99-1076 (325 amino acids)
Biological process (GO): negative regulation of BMP signaling pathway
Cellular component (GO): AMPA glutamate receptor complex
Molecular function (GO): protein binding
Source: RefSeq, a predicted model, not a curated record